Aspergillus calidoustus is the source of this 291-nucleotide messenger RNA. The record is from the annotation of a GenBank genome assembly. NCBI's taxonomy places the organism in Eukaryota, Fungi, Ascomycota, Eurotiomycetes, Eurotiales, Aspergillaceae.
AUGAACUCAUCAUUCCAGGAGCCGCACCCAAGCUUGAGUAUAGCUGACGAGGGGCUGACUGUGCUCGAAGGCGCUGUGGAAGGGGCAACAGCGGUUGAUUAUGUCCCACUCCACGGGCUGAACGGCAAUUCGAAGCGAACAUGGACAUACGAGUCGGGCGAGGGCGGGUUCUUCUGGCCAGCGCAGAUCUUGACCGAUAUCCCGGGGUGUCGGGUCAUGAUGUUUGGGUACAACGCUCUAUUCGAACGGGCGCUGGUGGAGAAUACCACGACAAUAAAUGCGAUCGCGUAG